AAAGAAUGAAGCGGUAGGAUGAAGAAUGUCAGUCGAUCAUUGACUGGGACCAGAGGAGGUCGGUAGGGUGCGCAGUCGUGUGCUAUCUGAGUAUAAAUCGGGAUUGGUUGAUGGUUCUCCCGUAAGCCCCACCUACCAGGUGGUCGUUCGAAAGUGUAGUUGUGUAGUUUCUUACAACGAAACGACGGGCGCUGCUCUCUCCUCGACGUAUCCAAUCGCGAGAAAAUCUGAAAUGAGACGUAUCGGUGCGCUAAUAUGUGACGGUUGAGAGAAAACGAGGACCAGGAACGUGUGAGAGGGUGGUUUACGCGCGGGUGCUACCACUUUCGAAGCGUGACGAAGAAAACGGACCACGUAAAGAAGUGGCAAAGGUGGAGAUCGUGAAAAAAGAUACGCGUCGAGAAAACGAAGGAAAAACGCGUGUGUGCCAGAGCUACGUGCAAAAAGAAUCCUCUAUUUCGGGGGGGGGUUGUAUAUAUCUUUCUCUCUCUUUUUGUGUCUCUCUACUUUCCUCUUUUUUUUUUUCUUUCUUUCUGUUUCUCUCCAUCGUUACUUCGAUUUGUUCCGAGUGAAAGUAUCUAUCUCGUUGCGGCAAGUGUUUUCUCAUCGCGUUGUAUGCGUCGUUCUCGUAUCGCGGAGUAACAAGUAAAGGUAAAAAAAAGUGAUACGUUUAACUAACAAGGACGUCAGCUGUGUGCGCUUUUACGAAGGGGACGUGUGCGAGAGAGAACCCACUGUUGAGAGACAGAGAAAUGGCGGCGCUGGCGGCAGGUGUCCAGUAUGGUUUGUCGUCGCAUAGUAAUUUUCACGAAAACAAGUCCCUGAUCUUCGUGAAACUCACCGACUCGGCGCAACGUGCCAUCGAGGACUUCCUCAGAAAUCGGAACAAGACCACCCAGAAUCCUACUAUACAGUUCCUAGGAAAUGAAGGGCAACUCUCCUUUCCAUCUACCCAAUCCAACCAUGGAUCGACAGGUUUUACGUUUAGCCUUUCUGGCAAUCAAGAUAUCGAGGGUCCUCAGGGUAGUUUCGAGUGCAUCCAACAAACGGGCCCUAAAAGCCUGGAGAGUCUUGGCGCAUUGCCGUGUAAAAUGCGGAUACAAGCGAACGACGAUGUGUAUGAAACAACCAGGCAUCGGAUGGCCGUCGCCGAGGAGAAUAACAAGAACAAAUGCACCAGAGUUAUCAAACCAAAUGGACCGGACAUCGGGCGCAAGGUAAAGGUGAAAACUACCGGAAGAACUAUACCAUCUCCAUCACCAUCGAACUCGAGGUGUCGGGAAUCGACGACGAGCAUUCCAACUUCCGUUACUCAGCCUAGACUGUCUUCCUCUUACAAGCCUGCUGUCAAUAAUCAACCGGCAGCUCGAAAUCAACCGGAGAAGAAAGUCUCUGAGAUAAUGCGUAGACCACUGAAGGAAAGGCUUAUCCAUCUUCUUGCUUUGAGGCCAUACAAAAAGCCGGAAUUGUACGAUCGUAUAAACAGAGAGGGCAUCAAAGAGCGAGAACGUACCGCCAUGCCGAUGAUUCUGAAACAGGUAGCUUUCAUGAGGGACAACACGUAUCAUCUGCAUAGAUACGUCUGGAAUGACGUGCUAGAAGAUUGGCCUUAUUACACAGAACAGGAAAAAACAAUGUUGAAAAGAAGAAAACCUCAGAAUCUAACGCCUCCUGGUUCUAGCGAUGGAUCCAGCGGCAGCGGACAAUCCCCAAAUUCCACUCAUCCAGGUUCACCGCCUGCGAUCACAGCACCUCCGCCCUCGUUGUUGGGCAACAAGCGACCAGGAUAUUAUCAGGGUAAUGAUGGAUUACCGACAAAAAGACCACGGAUAUCGCAUUAUAAGAAGUCAGAAUUGAAUUCCGGAUCGUCGAAUGUCGGGGAGAAUGGAAGGACGGCUGGUAGUGGUGGAAAUAGUAACAGUGUUAGUGUCGUUUCCAGUGCAGCCGGUGGUAGUAGUGCGAAUGGUGGCAGUGGUGGUAACAGCGGUGGUGUAAUUGACGGCUGGGAUCAACGACAGCAUCAGCGUGAUCGCCGUGGCGAUUAUCGACCCGAAAGAACAGCGAACAGUGAUGUGGUACAAGGUGGCAGCUAUGGCCAUGGAAAAGCGUGCUUGACGCCAACCAGUGAUAGUGAAGAGACCAACCAGCACGGUCAUCGGGACGGGAACACCGGAACGUCUGCGAGCAAUGUCGCUAACAAUGCGACCACUGGCCAUAGUAGUGUAGCUCAUAAUAAUUCUUUGAGCGGCAGUCGUCAUCAUCAUGGAAAGACUGCGAUGCUUGGUGCCGAAGCGAGUGCCGGUACGGCUGUGAAUUGCGUGGCUCGUUCGAUGCCGAGUGCCGCGAGUGACGGUGGUAGUGCAGGUAGUUAUAGUGGUAGUUCGAAUGGAAUACUCGCUGACAGGAGAGAUAGAAGCGACAGGAACGAUAGGGGACGCGCUGGCGACAGGGAUCGUGACCCCAGAAAGAAGAAUAACGGAACAGCAGCUAACUCGUAUAACGACUUAAUCGUACCUAACUAUGCCGCCACCGAACAUAAUCCUGACGGUCUUCACUUACAGGAGAGUCCUAAAUCAUCGGAGUAUCCGGACUACCUCACGUAUUAUACGACAAUAAGCAGUACGGAACAGAGAAGACGUUACAAGGCGGAAUUCAAUGCUGAUUACGAGGAAUAUCGAAGGUUACAUGCUCAAGUGGCGAAAGUAUCUAAACGUUUUACGCAGCUUCAAGAUCGUUUGAAACGAGAAGAAGCGUGUGGAAAUUGGGACGAAUACCAGGAAAUACGGCAGCAAAUUCUUGAUCAGUACAAUGAGACUAAAAGCGAUCCUAAGCAUAAGGAAACGAAACGCCGUUUUCAUUACUUGCAUGAAAAGCUAAGCCACAUCAAGCGACUGGUAUUGGAAUAUGACACGCAGAACUGUGGUGGCAUGGUAACUAACAGCAGCAACGUCGCUGGUAGCAACGACAUAAAAGAAAUGGAUAGUUUGCACUACUGACACAAACUGAAAAGGCCGCUUUUUACUCUCUACCUUUUUUCGGUUGUCGGUAUGCUAUUAUCUUCAGUGUCGAAGAAUUUGCAUUUUCUCGGCAUGUUCCAAGGCUGAUCUAAAACGGUCCACAUGGUUCCUGAGUUGUAUCGCCGAAAACAAAGUCAAGUACUCUCUGAACCGGGGUUGCGAGGAUAUAUAUAUAUAUAUAUAAAUAUUUAUAUAUAUAAACUCGUAUAUCACGAAGAACCUUCAAUGCUGUUGCUGAAAAAAUUUGCGUGUAAGUCGAGGAUCUCUCUUCUGUAACUGAUUUGUGCGCGCGACUGUGAUGAUCUCUUCGACUUACGUUGUGUGAUCGUGAGCGAUCAUCGGGAUACGCUUGCGUGCUACUUCGACCAAUGGUAACCAGAUUGAUAAAGGAUCUUUUUAACGACAAUCGGUACAAUUUGAAGGGAAAGAAGAAGUAUAAGAAUAAUGGAAAUAAAAGAAGAAAAAGCCAGAAGUCCAUCCGAGAAGGGAGAGAGAGAGAGAGAGAGAGAGAGAGAGAGAGAGAAAGAGAGAGAACAAUGAGGAAAAAGGGCAUUCGCGGAGAGCUAGAUAUGUAUGCGUGAACUGAAAAAACAUAGACACGUUUUUUCUUGAGAAGAAAGAGCUCUGUCCUCGAAUGGAAGAUAGGAAGAAGAAGAAUAGGGAAAAAACGAAGAAAGAAGACAAUUGAGAAAAAAGUAAUUAACUCUAUAUAAUUAGUUACUUACCGUGCACACGUCCAGGUGCGCACUUCCAGGUGUGUCGUCCAAUUUAACAUUAGAUUAAAAACAAAAAGAAAAAAUCGACAGUGCGAAUGCGAGAACAGGGUCCAAAAGGUAGUAAAGGGCUUAUCACGUGCCACGUCCUGAGGACACUGCGUUUCUUUUUCCGUCGGAAGGAAAAAGGAAGGAGACUAGCACAGAGACUGUCCACGAGCUGCCGGGAAUCGUAUAUAUGAUCUGCUGCUCGCCAUUUUCUUUCUUUCUUUCUUUCUUGUUCUCUUUGUUCCUCCAUUUAUGAUUAUCUUUUUUUUUGUGUCUUUCUUUUUAUCUUAUUUCUUUGUUCUCAUUUGUCUUGUUAAAGAAAGAACAAAGGGAAUCCUUAACUUUUUCCGCUAAGAGAGAGAGACUAUGUUAUAUGCAUCGUAAGGUUAGAACGAUUCUUUGUUACUUCUUCGUUCUCUUUUUUGUUUCUUCACCAUACGACCCAUUUCUUAUAUCAGGGACUCGGUCGGUGUAUCUUGACUUAAUAGGCAAAAGAAUGACAUAACUUGGGAAUCUAUCUUGUAACAAUUAAAACGAAAAAAAAAAGAAAUAAUAAGCGUAAUAAAACAAAAGAGAGGAAGGAUGAGAAUACGUUAAGCACUCUUUUUAGAAUUAUCUGCCAUAAAGUGAUAUAAGAAAGAAAAUAAACCAACGGUUAGCUAUGGCCGCACUUUGCGUUUCAGAUAUCCACGAAAGAAGCAGAAUUGAAGUUUAGGAAAAUGAGAAUGAGACGAAACAUAAAACUGGCUUCGUUCCUUCCAAAUCACACGAUCGCUCGUAGUGGUUCCAGUUGUGUGUAUCGUUAUGCUAGGAUACAUCCGUUUUAUACGAUUUCAUAACUGUUGUUAGUCAUUGAAAGGCAGAUGGUACUGAGCCAUCACCGAUAUGAAAUGAAAAAUAUUUAACAAGCAGCAAAUUAAAACCCCCCCCAAAAAAGAGUUAAAGUAAAUUAUAAAUGAAAUAAGAAGAAAAACGGUAAGAUCGAAAUAUUAAAAACGAACAAGUAUCAUAUAGUAAUAAUUAAUCGUCGUCAGCGAUAAAUAUAAUAUACAGUGCGUUGUACAGUAUACGCCAAUUUAUUAUACGUACGAAUGAAUACCUUCUUCGUAUAAUUAUUAUUAUUAUUAUUAUUAUUAUUAUUAUUAUUAUUAUGACAGAUACUAUUAAUAUAAUUAUUGAUGCUAUUACUACUAUUAUUGUUCGGAUAGUUAGAGAGAUAGAUACAAUUCGAAACCUUCGUUGGAGAACCUGCAGUUACUGAACGAAGGAAUCAAAGAAAGAUAUAUUACAUAUAUCAAGCCAAUUUCAAUUUUCCAUUGAAUAUGUAACGAAAGUUUAUGAUGUUAAUAUUUAUAACAUCCUUUUGUCUGUUUACUAUGAUAUCAUACAUAGUAAUUUUAAACGUAUCCUUUUUCAUUCUCAUUCUUUUGUCUCUUUUUCUCUUCUUCAAGACGAUUUGUAUAUAAGAUGUGUGUCUUUCUACUUCACGCUUGCUUUGUUUCACAUUAAGUAAACAUUUGCAGUUAUUUGUGAGUGUUUUGUGAUAGGAAGUGAAGAAAGUGAAAGACGGUGAUAAAGAGGAAGGGAACUUGACUCGUAUUAACUCGGUAUAUUGCGCAUAUAUCGUCGUUUGUAUGAAUGAAAUAUAAUACUUAAAAAGUUUUUAAAUAUUAAUGUAUAGAACUUUACACUCUUACAAGAUACGUAUUUCGACUUUUCUCUUUCACUUAGUUAAUUAUUCUAAAGUAUAAAAAAAAGAUAUUAAUUCGUAAAUACUUUGUGUUACAAGUUUUAAUAUUUAAAUCAUUUGAUAGCAGCUUUUUCUGAUAUAUCGCAGAUCUAUACAAAAUCAGUUUAAAAAAUUACCCAUUUAAUAUGAUGUUUUGUUCAUUUUUUUUUUAAACGUAAUACGAGUCUUUUCUUUUUUGCUUUGUACAUAUUUAUUUAGCUUCGUAGAAAUUUAAUUUGAAAUUUAUUAAUAUCAAUUGAUCGAAAAUCAUUUAGUUGUUACGGUUCUUUUUUUCUGAAAAUUAGAAUAUUAAUAAUGAAAUGUAAAACUAAGUUUGUUUUAAACGAAAAGGAAAGUCUGUAUUUUAGUUUUAUCGAGAUAUUAUCGUGCAUCGUAACUUGCGCGUCUAGUUCUCUUUUUUUGUUUUUGUUUUUAACAAAUUAAAUAUCCUAUUUGUAAUCAGUUUAUUUACUGACGAACAUCGCUCGAUGUUUUUGAUCGUCAAUAAUUUUAAAGAAAAUACAAGUAAAUUGCAUAUAAACGAUUAGAAUUCUAUGUGUUAAAGGUCUUUGCGCCUUAGUAACUUAAUUUAGUUGUUGUAUUUUUAAAAAGACAUACCUUUAUCGUAGUCUUUUAGUACAUUGUAGAAUAAUUAAUUAUGUUUGAACUUGUGUGCAACGCAAGGUUUCAUUGUAUUAGCUUAAAUUUAUUAGUAAUAUAAAAUAUUGUUUCCAUCGACAAAAAAUAUUUUGAAGCAAAGAGAAAAAAAAGAAGUUUUGACUUUUUUAUUUCCCAUUUUAUAGAGAUUCUUUGUUUGCUACUCUUAAAACUCUCUGUGCAAUGUGUUUCGCUCUUUUUAUGUACUAUAUUUAUGUUGAGUGGCAGAAUUAAUGAGAGGAAAGUACGCAAAGUUACUAAAUAUAUUAUAACCUAAAUUUCUAGAAACCUCGAUUUGAAAAAUGCAUUUGAUGCGGUCGAGGAGAAAAAGAAAAACGAGAAUAAUGAAUGAUAAUUUUGAAAUGUUAGAUGAUGUCUUGUUAUGAGAAAAGAGAGGUAACUGAGCGCUGCUAGAAUAUGAAUGGCACAGUGUUGACAAGUAUUUUCUACUGAUUGCAACGAAUUUCUAAAAUGCAAAACAACACGAAAAGAGCCUGUUUAGAGUAAAAUAAUUUAACCUAUUUUUAUAUAUAAAAAUAUACGUAUAAGUAAAUAAAUGAAUAAGCAAAUAAAUUAAAUAAAAAAUUAAUUAAUUAAUUAAUUAAUUAAUUAAUUAAUUGAUUAAUAUUAUACAUAUAUACGAUUACAGAAUCUAUCGUGUGCGUGUUCAUGAAGAUAAAUGAGAACUGUAAGAACAUUAAUAUCGAAGUAUAUAUGAAUGUAACUAAAAGGUACGGGAAAUCGUUAAUAUAUGUCGUUGUGAUUCGAUUUGAACUACGAUCAGUUCAUUUGUAGAUAUAAAUGAUAGGGAAUCUUAUUUUUGCUCAUUUUUUCCCCUUUGCAUUUACAAAAAGAAAAAAAUGUAAUAAAAAUUAUAAAAUAAUUAA
This is a messenger RNA of Bombus pyrosoma, 7051 nucleotides long. RefSeq names its product RNA polymerase II elongation factor Ell (gene Su(Tpl)). Gene Ontology annotation, biological process: snRNA transcription by RNA polymerase II; transcription elongation by RNA polymerase II; positive regulation of transcription elongation by RNA polymerase II. NCBI's taxonomy places the organism in Eukaryota, Metazoa, Arthropoda, Insecta, Hymenoptera, Apidae. Gene Ontology annotation, molecular function: cis-regulatory region sequence-specific DNA binding. The record is from RefSeq and is a predicted model, not a curated record. Bases 753 to 2996 code for a protein of 747 amino acids. Gene Ontology annotation, cellular component: transcription elongation factor complex. The transcript has 10 exons.